Molecule: messenger RNA, 3454 nt
Organism: Mauremys mutica (yellowpond turtle)
Lineage: Eukaryota; Metazoa; Chordata; Testudines; Geoemydidae
Gene: CR2
Product: complement C3d receptor 2
Exons: 26
Coding region: 781-3099 (772 amino acids)
Biological process (GO): negative regulation of complement activation, classical pathway
Source: RefSeq, a predicted model, not a curated record
GCAAAUUUCUCCAGUAGUGAAGGAUUAAUUGAACCGAUUUCCACCCAAUGUGUGCUUGCAGGAAAUAGAGUUGAUUGGGAUAAGGAGGUUCCACUUUGCCAAGCAAUACCUUGUCUUCCACCUCCUGAUAUCACCCAUGGAUCCCAUACUGGUCAGAGUGGAGAAGAGUUUUCCUUUGGCUCAGCAGUAACUUACAAAUGUGACCAGGGCUUCUCUCUUAUUGGAGAGGCCUCCAUUCGUUGUACAACGAAAGAUAACGUCAAUGGAGAGUGGAGUGGGCCUUCCCCUGAAUGCAAAGGUGGCUGUGGUGCCCCACCAAGGUUAAAAUCUGCUAUUUUAAGUGAGGAAGAUGGGCAGAAGAAUUACUGUCCUCCUGGGACCACUGUGACUUAUGUCUGUCGCCCAGGAUAUGAGAGCACUGAACUGAAACUUGUCAUUACUUGUCUUGAGAAUUUAACAUGGUCAGAAGCCCCUGAGUUCUGUAGAGGGAAAUCGUGUGGUGUUCCAAAAGGACCAGAGCAUGGCAGAGCUGUUGUUCUAACCAAUGACCUGUAUGGUGCAAGAGCAAACAUCAUUUGUGAUGACGGGUUCAGAUUACAUGGGCGGGCUUUCAUCCACUGUGCGCUGAAGGGAGAUCAAGUUGAAUGGAGUCAACUUCCAACUUGUCAAGGAAUACCAUGUAAACAACUAGAACUAGAAAAUGGCAGGGUUUAUUUAACGGAUCACCAGGUUGGUGCAACAGCAAACUUCUCCUGUAAUGAAGGGUACAGAUUAAUUGGAAUGACGUCUGCCCAAUGUGUGGUUGCGGGAAACGGAGUUAAUUGGGAUAAGGAGCUUCCACAUUGCCAAGCAAUACAUUGUCUUCCACCUCCUGAUAUCGCCAAUGGAUUCCAUACUGGUCAGAGUGAACAAGGGUUUUCCUUUGGCUCAGCGGUAACUUACAAAUGUGACCAGGGCUUCUCUCUUAUUGGAGAGGCCUUCAUUCAUUGUACAACGAAAGAUAACGUCAAUGAAGAGUGGAGUGGGCCUGCCCCUAAAUGCAAAAGAAGACUGUGUAAACAACUAGAACUAGAAAAUGGCAGGGUUGAUUUAACCAAUCUCUGGUUUGGUGCAACAGCAAACUUCUCCUGUAAUGAAGGGUACAGAUUAAUUGGAACGACUUCUGUCCAAUGUGUGGUUGCGGGAAAUGGAGUUAAUUGGGACAAGAGGCUUCCACAUUGCCAAGCAAUACUUUGUCCUCCACCUUAUGUCAUCACCAAUGGAUUCCAUACUGGACAGAGUGAACAAGAGUUUUCCUUUGGCUCAGUGGUAACUUACAAAUGUGACCAGGGCUUCUCUGUUAUUGGAGAGGCCUCCAUUCAUUGUACAACGAAAGAUAACAUCAAUGGAGAGUGGAGUGAGCCUGUCCCUGAAUGCAAAGCAAUACUUUGUCCUCCACCUUAUGUCAUCACCAAUGGAUUCCAUACUGGACAGAGUGAACAAGAGUUUUCCUUUGGCUCAGCGGUAACUUACAAAUGUGACCAGGGCUUCUCUGUUAUUGGAGAGGCCUCCAUUCAUUGUACAACGAAAGAUAACAUCAAUGGAGAGUGGAGUGAGCCUGUCCCUGAAUGCAAAGGAAGAUCAUGUAAACCACUGGAACUAGAAAAUGGCAGGGUUGAUUUAACAGAUCUCCGGUUUGGUGCAACAGCAACCUUCUCCUGUGAUGAAGGGUACAGAUUAAUUGGAACGACUUCUGCCCAAUGUGUGGUUGCGGGAAAUGGAGUUAAUUGGGAUAAGAGGCUUCCACAUUGCCAAGCAAUACCUUGUCUUCCACCUCCUCAUAUUGCCAAUGGAUCCCAUACUGGUCAGAAUGAACAAGAGUUUUCCUUUGGCUCAGCAGUAACUUACAAAUGUGACCAGGGCUUCUCUCUUAUUGGAGAGGCCUCCAUUCAUUGUACAACGAAAGAUAAUCUCAAUGGAGAGUGGAGUGGGCCUGCCCCUGAAUGCAAAGUGGUCAGGUGUCCAGAGCCAGAAGUCAAAAAUGGAAAAAAGCAAUCUGGGUUUGGACCUGACUAUUCAUAUGGAAACACCGUAAUAUUUGAAUGUGAUUCUGGCUACAUUCUGACUGGUAGCAGUUCAGUUAAAUGUGAAGCUAACAAUUCAUGGGUUCCAUCUUUGCCCACCUGUCUCCGUGCUUGUGAGUCUCCUCCAAGAUUUAGUUUUGCUGAGCUGCCUGGGGUAGUGAACAAUUCCUAUCCUGUUGGGACCGAACUGAAAUACUCCUGUCGCUCAGGAUAUACUUUGGCACCUGGAAAAUCUCCUUUAGUUACGUGUCUUGCAAAUUCAACAUGGUCAGCAGACCCUGAGUUUUGUGUAGGAAAACCAUGUAAACCACUGGAACUAGAAAAUGGCAGGGUUGAUUUCACCGAUCUCCUGUUUGGUGCAACAGCAAACUUCUCCUGUAAUGAAGGGUACAGAUUAAUUGGAACGACUUCUGCCAAAUGUGUGGAUUCAGGAAAUGGAGUUGAUUGGGAUAAGGAGCUUCCACAUUGCCAAGCAAUACCUUGUCUUCCACCUCCUGGUAUUGCCAAUGGAUCCCAUACUGGUCAGAAUGAACAAGAGUUUACCUUUGGCUCAGCAGUAACUUACAAAUGUGACCAGGGCUUCUCUCUUAUUGGAGAGGCCUCCAUUCAUUGUACAACGAAAGAUAAUUUCAAUGGAGAGUGGAGUGGGCCUGCCCCUGAAUGCAAAGUGGUCAGGUGUCCAGAGCCAGAAGUCAAAAAUGGAAAAAAGCAAUCUGGGUUUGGACCUGACUAUUCAUAUGGAAACACCGUAAUAUUUGAAUGUGAUUCUGGCUACACUCUGACUGGUAGCAGUUCAGUUAAAUGUGAAGCUAACAAUUCAUGGGUUCCAUCUUUGCCCACCUGUCUCAGCAUAACAGAUAUAAAACCUACAACUUCCCCUCCAGGAGGAACAACAGAUACUUCUGGAUCAACUGCAAAACCCACAGAAGAAACCACUAAAAAUACUCCGGGGCCAAACACUGGUACUAUGAUUGCUAUUGGGAAGAUGCCUAUCAUUCUGGCAGUGCUGAUUACUAACUUGUUCAUCAGACAGUGAACAUGAUGAUGGAAGAAAAUGGAAAAAUUGAGAGAAACAUCAUAUGAUUCCACUAAACGUCUCGUGAUCCCAGAUUCCUUUCACUACAGUUGUAUUCGGGGUUGUGGAUUUUGCUGUUGCGAGCAAGAGCCUGUUGAGAUUUCUAUUUGGAGGUUUCUGUCUUGAAGUACUUAGUAUCCUUUUAAAAUACAGAUUAAUGAUGCCAAAGAUACUUAUUGAUCUGCUGUAGAUUUUUGUUAAUUCAAAUUUAUCCUCAGUUUUUAAAUCAAAUCUCCAGAAUAAUCAGUGUUCCUUUCCUCUCAUGUCCAGGAAACUCCAAAAAUAACAAAAAACAACCCCAAACUAUUCUUACCCC